AUGAGUGGUGAAAAGGAUGGAUCUGAAAAGAAGAUCAAGGCCGGUCAAGGAUCUGCAGGAAGCGGAGAUCUGUACCCGUUGGCGCUUCUGAUGGAUGAACUGAAGCACGAUGACAUAGCAAAUCGGGUCGAAGCCAUGAAAAAAUUAGACACGAUUGCAUUAGCAUUGGGUCCACAAAGAACGCGAGACGAAUUGGUGCCAUUUUUGACAGAGGUGUCUCAAGAUGACGAGGAUGAGGUAUUCGCGGUUUUGGCCGAACAAUUGGGUAAGUUUGUUCCAUUUAUUGGGGGAAGCAAGUUUGCAACUCUUUUAUUACCAGCGCUGGAAAUUUUGGCGUCAACAGAAGAAACUCUGGUUCGCGACAGGGCUGUUGAAUCAUUAAACAACAUCGCACAGGAACUUUCUGAAGAGCAACUUUUUCACGAUUUUAUACCUCUAAUUGAACACCUUGCCACUGCGGAGUGGUUUUCGUCCAAAGUAUCUUCAUGUGGGCUUUUUAAGUCGGUGCUUGCGAGGGCAAAAGAUGACAAGUUUAGGAAAGAGCUGUUGGCUUUGUACUUACAACUAGUGCAGGAUGAUACGCCAAUGGUGCGCCGCGCAGCUGCCAAGAAUUUGCCUACCCUAAUUGAUCUUCUUACACAAAAUCCAGAUCUUUCCACAGCGGAAGAUUGGGACUAUAUUUCGAACAUGUUUCAAAAAAUUGUGGCAGAUGGUCAAGACUCUGUAAAAUUCUUGGCGGUCGAGAUUUUGAUCUCUAUUCUAAAGUUCUUCAAUAAAAAGAAAGACACCACGCAUUCGAGGGACUUGUUGCAUUCAUCCAUACAACUCAUCAGCGAUGAGGCAUGGAGGGUUCGUUACAUGGCUGCCGAUAGGUUUGAUGCGCUAGCGGAGGAAUUUAGCUCCAACCCCAAAUUUAUGGAAGAACUCGUCGGCCCAUUUCUCUCGCUAUGCGAGGAUAAUGAAAGUGACGUGAGAAAGGCCGCCGCAAAGCAGAUUCCUAGGUUUUCGGAAUUACUAGGAGACUCCCAAGUGAUAGUCAAGUCAAUGCUACCAACAAUCCAAAAUCUCAGCAUGGAUGAAAGCGAGGCCGUUCGUGCUUCUUUGGCCUCGGAAGUUACCAAUUUGGCGCCUUUGUUACCCAAGAAAGAAGCAGUCGACUCCCUAAUACCAAUUCUUCUUAACAUGCUCAAGGAUGAAUUUCCUGAAGUUCGUUUGAACAUCAUUGCCAAAUUAAAAGUUGUGAACGAUGUGGUUGGGAUCGAUCCGCUUUCAGAAAGUCUUUUGCCUGCAAUUACGGAACUCGCCAAAGAUGUGAAUUGGAGGGUCAGAAUGGCGAUCAUAGACUACAUCCCGCUACUAGCAGAGCAGCUAGGUGUCGAGUUUUUCGACAAACAACUCGGAGACUUGUGCCUUUCGUGGCUGUGGGAUACUGUUUACUCCAUUAGAAUGGCCGCGGUUGCUAACUUGAAAAAACUCACGGAAACUUUCGGAUCGGACUGGUCCCGAGAUGAAAUUAUUGCACGGUUGCUCAAGUCAGACUCUCAAUUGUUGGAAAAUUUUGUUUACAGGAUUACUCUGCUUAUGGCGUUGACAGAUCUGGUACCGGUUGUUUCACCAAAAGUCGUUACCGAAAAGAUUCUACCUUUCAUAGAUCAUCUUGCUACAGAUGGGGUUGCAAAUAUCCGGUUCAAUGUUGCCAAAUCAUAUGCUGUGGUCGUGAAAAGCUUGUCGAAAGAUCCGACCAAGUUUUCCGAUUUGAUAAACAAUUCCAUUAUUCCAAACUUGAAAAAACUGAGCCAGGAUAGUGACGUUGACGUCAGGUACUAUGCCGAACAAAGCAUCGAAGAGUGCAAAUCGUACCUGGCCUAG
Lachancea mirantina is the source of this 1869-nucleotide messenger RNA. NCBI's taxonomy places the organism in Eukaryota, Fungi, Ascomycota, Saccharomycetes, Saccharomycetales, Saccharomycetaceae. The record is from the annotation of a GenBank genome assembly.